AUGGCUGCCGUUGACCUCGUCCUUCGCCGUUCCACCCGAAUAGCACAACACCCUCAUCAUCAUCAUCACCACCACUAUACAACUAAACGACAUCCUCUGAAUAAAUUAGAAGAACCACAUACUUCUACUACCAGCGAGAAUGACGAGCUCACUCCACGUGCACUCAGAGCACUCAAACGUCAGCGUCUAGCGCUCGACACGGACGGUCUUCUACUCCCUCAUAUUGAGACUAAUCAUAGGAGAAAGAGACGUAAAGAGAAUGAUAAUACGAAUAUCGCUCAUGGUAACGUCGGCGAGGUGCGUCGACGCAUCCGCCAAGUACGAGUUAGAACCCGUGCUCAAAACGUGCCAAAGCCACGCCACAUCCCACCUCUAGCACCAACAAUCAUCGAUCUACCUAUACAACCAGUUACGACUCAAGAAUCCCUUCGGAAUGUCCUUGCGGAUCAACCAAGUAUUUUAGCGCCCAAGGAUCAUGACGAGCCUGCAUCAGCGGAGCCCAAGUUGACGACGGAGAACAAGUCGGAGGAGGAGUCAAUACCAACGACAGAGUCAAAAGUGAUGACGGAGACAAAACAAACGCCGUCGUCGACGCCACUUGAUCUUGACUCUUUAAUCCCAUUAGAUCCUUUACCCGAAUUUCCUCCAAGUGACCCAGCUUAUACCAACUCUUCAGACUUUGCGUCAAAUCCCACAUUUCCCCCACCCACAGAUUUAAACCCCUUCUCUUCAAAUACAAUCCCCUUCCCAUCAUCUCAGCCCGGUCCUUUCGGGUCAAAUUCAUUCCCAACCUCCUUUUCCAGUGGCUUCUCUAACCAGUUCAUUCCCCAACCCGAUUUUUCUCCCUCUCAAGACAGUGCUUUUUCAAAUCCAGCCUUCCCCACCCAAGAGUAUACCAAUGGAUACAACCAGUCCAAUGGAUACCCCCAACAACCCACUUUCUCCCAAUCAAACUCAUUCGACUACACACCCGCACCGCACCGCGAUCGAGAAAUCAACAUCUGGAAAUUAGCAUGUCAAGAACGAGUAGAAUUUCUACUCCGUCGCUACGGCAUAGAGACAAUCAAAGCCCUCGUCGCAUCCGAAGCACGUACCCCUUUCCCCUCCCCAUCCACCCACUCCUCCAACACCCGUUUCCGUCUCUACACACCUGCUUCCUACCUCGAACAUGCAAGCUACACCUACAAGUCAACUGCAUUUGAAGCUAUUGAUUUUGAUAUGGACGACGAAGAGGAUGAAGAUGAAGAUUUGGAUGAAUGCGACCUUUCCGGUGACUAUGAUGAUGAUUAUGAUGAUGACGAAGAGGAUGCGGAGGCCGAGGACGGCUUGUUUUCGAUGGAUGUGGAAGGUACCAAGACAAUUCCGGCGCCUUGUGUCCCGGCGAUUGUGACCCCUACGGUCCCGACGGUUCCGUCGAUUUUGCCGCCGAUAACGCCUACACCGCAGAAACAGGCUACAUCACCUCCCAGAUCUACAUCGCCGCCCGGGCGGUCUUUAUUAGAUACGAUCCCAACUCCGCGCCCUUUGUGUGGGUCUCCGCCAUGUUCGCCUCCACGUCGAACGCCCUCUCCUCCUUCUACUCCUCAGCGUCUUUCUACCCCUCCCUUAGCAUCAACGCCCACACAAACCUCUUGCUCAACCCCAGCAUCUCCCUCCACAUCAACUCCUCCACCAUCACAUCCAACGCCCACACCCCAAACACCACCUCCAAUACACUCACCCCAAACACCACCUCAAAUACACCUACCCACCCUCCCACGCACUCCACCUCUCUCCUCUCUCCAUGUAACCCUUCUCUCAGAGCCUCCUCGCGCAUUCAUGGGGCGCGGCACUCCUCCUGACAGGAGACGACUGAGCGAGUGGGGCAGGUGGGGGUGUGUGCAAGUAUAUGGGAAGGGCGGCGAGAGGAGACGGUUGAGUUUGGGACAUGGGGGAGAUCAUAUGCAUUUGCAGCCUAUACAGUGCGCAGAGAGCUUGGGUAUGGGCAUGGGGCAACUGCGUAAAGAGGACAUGGCGAGGCACGAGAACCCACAACCACUACAACUCACCGAGCACCAACCCCUGCAGCAACACGAAGACUCACAUCCGCAUCCCAACCCCCACGAAGACCCACCUCAUACACAUGCCCACGCUCACGCUGUACCAGGUGAAUGGACAAGUUUCCUAUUCGCCAUGCUUGAAGGGGACAGGACGGGGAGCGCGGGGUGGUAUGAACUUGGUGCGCAGGGAAGUGGUGAGGGCAUGGGUGCUGAUGGCGUGCCGCAGAGUAUGAAUCUGGGCGUGUUAGGAGGGACACAAGGUAUGGUGGGGAGUUUAGGAGGGGCGCAGACUGGAUUAGACGGGACGCAGGGUCUCGGUAUGGGGGCACAGAAUCUAGGCAUGAGCGCAGGCGGGCAAGGACUAGGAAUGGGCUCGAUGACACAGCCUGUUUCCAUUGGAGAAGCGGAUAGCACGCUGAGGUUUGCGCUUGGGUGA
Molecule: messenger RNA, 2475 nt
Organism: Suillus bovinus
Lineage: Eukaryota; Fungi; Basidiomycota; Agaricomycetes; Boletales; Suillaceae
Exons: 3
Coding region: 1-2475 (824 amino acids)
Source: RefSeq, a predicted model, not a curated record